AGCCAAGCCACCAUACCUGAAAACCUAUCUUCCCACACGACGUGCCUCGGCCUCACUCACAAUAAGACCGUUUCCGAUUUGUGCAAGUCGAUAAACCUUUCCCGACAGAAUGCUUCAGUACAUCUAUAUCAACGGUUAUCCUGGGGUUGGCAAGCUUACAGUAGCAAAGGAGCUUGAGAAACUUAUCCCUGGUUCCAAGAUCUACCAUAACCAUUUGCUGAUCGAUCCCGUCGCUCCAUUAGUUGAGCGUACCUCGCCACACACUGUCACACAAUACGGGCUAGCUUACGCCGCCACGUUCUGGACAUCAUUGCAACAUCUGAGGCAACGCAACAUGUGACAUGGAUUUUCACUGAUUCGCGAUCUUCAAGUCCAAUCGGCAGUGCGGCCGCGCAAGAUUACGAGAAUGCAGCUAUCAAGCGGUGGGUCCCAUUUGUCUCGGUCAUCUUGUAGUGUGAGC
Molecule: messenger RNA, 460 nt
Organism: Phialemonium atrogriseum
Lineage: Eukaryota; Fungi; Ascomycota; Sordariomycetes; Cephalothecales; Cephalothecaceae
Exons: 1
Coding region: 110-340 (76 amino acids)
Source: RefSeq, a predicted model, not a curated record